This is a messenger RNA of Colletotrichum gloeosporioides, 2847 nucleotides long. RefSeq lists its product as uncharacterized. The record is from RefSeq and is a predicted model, not a curated record. The coding region runs from base 1 to 2847 and encodes 948 amino acids. Gene Ontology annotation, biological process: DNA-templated transcription; regulation of DNA-templated transcription. NCBI's taxonomy places the organism in Eukaryota, Fungi, Ascomycota, Sordariomycetes, Glomerellales, Glomerellaceae. The transcript is spliced from 5 exons. Gene Ontology annotation, molecular function: DNA binding; DNA-binding transcription factor activity, RNA polymerase II-specific; zinc ion binding.
AUGGCUCCUUCUAGCGUUCAAGACCUGUUCGAUGCCGAGCCAAUGACUGCCACCAAGGUCCAGAAUGGCUCAGUUGCCGCUGUCAGCUAUCACAAGGGGAACUUCGAAAUCUUCCGCCGGCUGGUUCUUCUAGCAUCUGAUGGCAAGAUAACACAUCUUAACGCCGGCUUCAUGCCCCCGUCAAACCUCAUCGUGGACGAAGCCAUCCGCCGCUUCUGCUCGGAAUCUCUUCACCAUCCAUCGCCCAAAGCUUGCUGGCGCCAAGACGUCGAGGACGUCCGUCAACUCUUGGCUCGGUAUAUCAACACGGAUACAUCAUCAAUAGCCUUUGUCCGCGACACGACAGAGGGCCUCGGAAGCUUCAUCCACGGGCUGAAGUUUGAGCCUGGAGAUAACGUAGUCAUUCUGGACUGCGAGCACCCGAACCAGGCAUUCGGCUGGAUGGCACUUCGUCCUCUCGGCUUGGAGGUCCGCCUUGUCCCGACGGAUCCCGGAAGACCUGUCGCCGCCAAUGCGAAAACCUUCGCGCCCUAUGUCGACGACAGGACAAAAGCCAUUGGCUUAAGCUCAAUCAUGUUCCAUAGUGGACAGUGGAACGAUAUCGCAGAUGUUUGCUCUGUGUACAGACCCAUGGGUAUCCAUGUCCUUGCAGAUUUAACCCAGCAAGUCGGGUUCGCGGACGUGGACGUCCAGGCUCUCGGCGUCUCAGCAGCUGCUUUCAGCUUACACAAGGGGCUCAACACACCAACAGGCUUCGCAGCCCUCUAUGUCGAUUCAGCCGUCAUCGAAGAACUUGACCCAACGCCUCCACUUGUUGGCUACGGAGGAGUAGCCAGCGUGAGCGACUCAGAAGACUUCAUGAUUCCGGAGGGACCGAUCGUCUUCCAUCAGACGGCUCGCCGAUAUGAGCACGCUAAUAUGAGCUUCAUCUCGGCUGUUGCAGCUCGGGCAUUCCUUCAGUUUUAUCUCGACGUAAUGCAGCCUAAGAAUGUCGAGAAUCAUCUUUAUGCUCUUGGAGAUGCUUUACGCGAGUCCUGCGCUGAGCUCGGUGUCAGCGUCUUGGGGCCGAAGGAGAGGAGGCAACAUGCGCCGCAUCUUCAUGUCCUUCAGCUUCAUGAUCCUCGUUGGCUUGAACAUUUGACCGCUUCCGGAGUGGUUGUGACGAGGCUUAGGUCAGGAAUCAGGGUGUCGUUUGGGUUCUACAAUAACUUGAGUGACGUGGACAGACUGGUAUCGGCUCUCAAGUCAGGAAUUGCAUUGGGCAUCUCUUCAAGUUCCGUCUUCACAGACGAACCAUGCCAGAACUGCGUCACCUCCAAGACCGCAUGCGAGUACCGCGAGGUCGACCGCAAGAGAGUCCCCGUCUCACAUGAAUACGUCGCCAGCCUGGAAAGCCGCCUCUCCUGGUUCGAGUCAUUCGUCAAGAACCUACGGGCCGCAUUUCCCGAGCAGCGGGAGGAGAUGCUCAAGUCAACCGCCUUGGACGACAACUCGCCCAGAAGUGAGACGCAAGCCCCUGGAGAGUACAUUACCCAGCUCGGAAUCCACGCAGGCAACCAAGCCAAUCUCGAACUCGGGCUGGAGGGCUCGCUGGUCUACCACGGCGCGACGAGCAUCUUCCGCGCCGAAGCAGAGCACGGGCAGAAGGACGUCACCGAUCGCGUUGGUCAGGGUUACUACGACGGCGUCGAGUCGAAUUUUGAGAGCGUCAUGGAGCAUUUCGGGAUCGGCAUGCAUGAUGAAGUCGUCAUGAAGUCGUUAACGCAGUUUUUCCGGUGGCAGUACCCUCACUUCAUGUUCAUCUACCGGGAGGCCUUCCUGAGGGACCACUUUGGGGAUAGGAAGAACGGAAAGUACUGGUCUUCGGCGCUGUUACUGUCCAUAUGCGCGCUGGGAGCUCUUGUGUCGCUUGACACGAAGGAGUCGAGCGAUCAGUUCUUUCUGGCGGCGGAGAGCAUUAUCAUGGUGACUGGUCUGACGCGGCCAUCCGUCGCAACCGUCCAGGCGUUUCUUUGUCUGGCCUUCUAUGAGAUUGGAAGGGGCAAUCUGUCAAAAGGAUGGGGUUAUUCAGGCAUUGCCUUCAGAAUGGCGCAAGACCUGGGUUUCCAAAGAGACCCCAAAGACUGGGUCCAGCACGACUCUUCACUGGCUACCCCCGAAGAUGUCGAGAUCCGGAGACGCAUCUACUGGGGCUGCUACAUCUCCGACAAGCUAAUUAGUCUCAUCCUCGGCCGGCCGGUGUACCUCGUCUACGACGAAGCGGAAGUGCAGCCCAUGGAGACUCUGCCUGAACCGCCCGAAAUGGCAUCGUGGCGACCAGUCGGCUUCGGUGACGAAGACACCCAGUCAUCAAAGGCAACUUCCAUGAUUCCAUACCUCCACGAGCAGAUCCGUCUGUCGCGGAUUAUUGAGCGCAUGAUGACGACCCUGUUUAGCCCUCGUUCGCAUCUAGACGACAUCAGCCGCCGGCUAUGUUUCGACAACCUCAACCUCGAGCUGAACCACUGGCGGGAAUCUCUCCCCGACUUUGCGAACCUUCUUUUCCACAGCGCCCGCAUCGCUUUAAACUACGAUCAGGCAAUCGCGACACGCGGCAGCGAGUCAGAGGAGAGGUCGCGGGUGUACUGCAGCACGUCAGCAACCGACGUGACGUCGCUCUUGCGCACCUACCGGACCCAGUAUGGCCUGCAACACGCGCCUCUUGUGUUCGUGUACGGCGCGGUGCAAGCGUGCCGCUCGGCAAAGGCCUUUGGGAUCGCGGAGGAGUUGCAGUAUCUGAACCAGACACUUGGAGAGUUGUCAUCGAUCUGGGGCCUUUCUCGGGAGGUUCUCCGGCGCCUGGGUUGA